Messenger RNA from Aspergillus oryzae RIB40, 708 nucleotides. RefSeq lists its product as uncharacterized. Lineage: Eukaryota; Fungi; Ascomycota; Eurotiomycetes; Eurotiales; Aspergillaceae. Gene Ontology annotation, biological process: regulation of transcription by RNA polymerase II. The transcript has a single exon. Gene Ontology annotation, molecular function: DNA-binding transcription activator activity, RNA polymerase II-specific. The record is from RefSeq and is a predicted model, not a curated record. Bases 1 to 708 code for a protein of 235 amino acids.
AUGCAGUUCUACAUUACGCAGGCGAGCACUCACCAUGAAGCAGCACUGAAGCUCGCUACUCCCGAGAUGGCAAAUAUCAGUCCGGAUAACUCGGCUCCGUUAUUCCUCCUAUCCGCCUUGUCAUCCUUCAUCAGCUGUGCGAAGCCGCUCAAAUUGGGUAAUUUCUUCCUUUUGGAAGACAACAAUAUUGCGGACUGGCUCCUGCUUAUCCGAGGCACCGGCACUAUACUAGACUUUGCCGACGAGUCGCUCAAAUCUGGGCCGUUGGCGUCCAUGUUCAACGUCCGGGCUCAACAUCGGAACUUCAGCACCAGCCGGCGGCAUCAUGCUCUAGAGGAAUUGCACCAGCUUAUCCUGACUCAGGUCCAGGAUCAACACAUGCUCCAUAUGUAUAUUGGUACGCUUGAUGAGAUGAACAGAUCGUUCGCGAUGUGCUUGGAGCAUAACCUGCGCCUUGAGACAGCGGAUGUCUUUGUCUGGCUGAUGCGCGUGCCAUACGACUUUUUAGUAUUACUAAGGAACUACGAGCCGUUGGCCUUGGUGAUCCUGGGUUAUUUCUGUGUGCUACUGCAUCAAUUAGAGUGGAUGUGGUGUAUGAAAGGCUGGAGUACUCAUCUUCUUUCGCAGAUCUAUGAUCAACUCGGUCCGACACAUCGUGUUUGGAUUCGAUGGCCAAUUGAGCAGAUUGGCUUUCUUCCGCCUACGUGA